AUACGAGUUUAUUUUACUGUUACCACUGUUGUUGCUGUCGUCCUGAAUAAAUAAAUAAAUAAAUAAAUAGAUUUUUUUAAAAGUGGCUUCUUCCUGUCGCAUGCCUAGUGACGUAUCUAACAUAAUAGUUGACGUAUAUUCCCCGCGCCGCUAAACUUGGUACACAAUGGCGGGUGCUCAACCGAAGCCGAAAGAUAACGAAGAUUGUUCUUUACUCCCUCUAGUUCAUGAUAUUAUCAAAUGUAUGGAGAAGGAUAGCCAGGAUGUCCACCAAGAACUGGCUAAGCUGAAGGUGAGGAUCCAGGAGGCCCGGGAGCAGAUCUCCAACAUGCCCGGGAUAGACUGUAGUCCUCCAGAGCAGCAGCAGCAGCUGACGACUCUACGGGAGCAGGUCCGCACCAAGAACCAGCUUCUGCAGAAAUACAAAAGUUUAUGCAUGUUUGAGGUUCCAAAAGCCUCCUGAGACAUACUGUGUGAACCUGUCCACUCCAAGACUCAGCUCUUGCAGAAAUAUGAACUUUUGUGCACAAUUGAGGUGCCAAAAGCUUCCUGAGACAGUCAGCUGCAUGUGUCCUCACCCAC
This is a messenger RNA of Thalassophryne amazonica, 582 nucleotides long. It is a transcript of the gene med9, whose product is annotated as mediator complex subunit 9. The record is from RefSeq and is a predicted model, not a curated record. Gene Ontology annotation, cellular component: mediator complex. Bases 167 to 463 code for a protein of 98 amino acids. Gene Ontology annotation, biological process: regulation of transcription by RNA polymerase II. The transcript has 2 exons. Gene Ontology annotation, molecular function: transcription coregulator activity. Lineage: Eukaryota; Metazoa; Chordata; Actinopteri; Batrachoidiformes; Batrachoididae.